Messenger RNA from Didymodactylos carnosus, 1206 nucleotides. The record is from the annotation of a GenBank genome assembly. Lineage: Eukaryota; Metazoa; Rotifera; Eurotatoria; Philodinida; Philodinidae.
GGCGCAAAUAGUAGCGCGUUUUAAGUGGCGCCACUAUUCGCGCCAAAAUGCGAAAAGUGAUUUGAAUCAAGAGACACUUUGCUGCCCGUCGAUUCACAUAAUAAGCUCUUCAGAAAAAAAAUUUGGACCGAUUCUGUUCCCCGUAUAAAAAGUCGAUUUUGCGCUAAUGUUAAAUGGGGUUCCGAAGGAGAAGAAGCAUUUAACAAAAUCAAACAUGAAUUAUCAACAACAGCUAUUCUUCAUUGUUCCGAUCCAUCAUUGAUAUUCAAGAUACAGAUAGAUGCAUCCAGCAUAGAUAUUGGUGGAGUGCUGGGUCAAGUUGGUCCUGAAGAAGAUCAUCCAAUUGCAUAUAUUUCAAAGUCACUCAAUAAACAGCAACAAAACUGGAACACUACUGAUCGGGAAUGCUCCGCAAUUGUGGAAGCAAUUAAACUGUGGAAACCAUAUAUUGCUGGAAAAAACUUCAACGUUUUAACGGAUCAUCAUGCCCUCUGUCGGCUAAACAGACAAUAUCAAAAUAAUUCAAAACUUAACAGAUGGAGAAUGGAAUUACAGAGACACACAUUUACUAUUGAAUAUGUGAAGGGAAAAUCCAAUUGUAUGGCUGACUGUUUGUCAAGGUUUCCUAUUGGUUUGGCAUCUAGUGGAAUGAGCAUGAGUAAAUCAACACAGAUAGAAGAUAAUUUAGACUAUCUAUCGGUGAUUACUCGUGCAAUGGUAAAAACAAUUGCUCAACAGCCUCAACUACCUAUUUCAGUAUCAUCAAGUAACGUAAAAACAAGUGAAAAUCAAAUUCAGGGAGCUCCUACUCCUUGUUUAUCUCUAUCAUCUCAACUGGUGAAUCAAUCAACAGCAAAAAGACAGGUAUUUUUGGAGAAAUAUGUUCAACAAUGUCAUAAUUGUGCGGUCAAAAAACAUUCACGGAGGAAACCUGAUGGUGUUUUAAAACCAAUACCACCACCACGAGGAGUAUGGGAAACAUUAGCUAUGGAUUUUCUCACAAUAACACCACCAUUAAAAACUGGAAAUAAAUAUAUUACUGAUUUAUUGUCGAAAUUUGUGAUUGUCAAAGCAACUCGUGAUGAAACAUCAAUCACUGCUGCUAAAUUUUUUGUUGAAGAAGCUAUUCUUAAAUAUGGGGCACCUAUUCAACUAUUAACGGAUAAGGGUCCACACUUCAUAGCUCAAUUGUUUAAUGAUAUUUGA